Molecule: messenger RNA, 327 nt
Organism: Periconia digitata
Lineage: Eukaryota; Fungi; Ascomycota; Dothideomycetes; Pleosporales; Periconiaceae
Source: the annotation of a GenBank genome assembly
AUGGACUCGGUCAUCACAUCUGAACUGACAAUACUGCGCCGUCAGUACCUCCAGCUGGUUGACUUGCCACUGCUGAGGUGGCCACAUGAAUCUGUGCUGAAGCAACCGGCUGUGCAGUCGUGGAUUUUUCACAACUUGUUCGACUCGGACAACAUCACCACGCUGCCACCAGAACGAUAUCGUCUGAGAGUGUUGAAACUUCUGGUGUCGAAAUUGGAAAGAGCCAUUGACGACCCAGAGGAGGAUGUGAGCUUUCCCUUGCUUGUGUUCUACGAUCAGUCCUACAGAAAGCACGCGUCACACUCCCUAUUCGCCCACGUACACUAA